AUUAACAAUGGGUUUACAUCUUGUGCUAGUUCUUGCUUCUUAUAUGUUUUUAACGUUAGCGGCCGAUGGAAUCAUUGAUGAUUUUGAUUGUGUUAAUAUAUAUAAACAACCAGCUUUCGAACAUCCAUUGUUGAAACACCACAAGAUUCCGGAACAAUUUCUCUCAAAUGAAAGCCGAACAAGAAUUUAUAAGUAUAAAAUAAAUAAUCAAAGUUGUCCAAAAGGAACAGUACCAAUUUUAAGGCAAAGAAAUGGAACCGAGAGCAUUCAUCUUGACACGGUUGAGUACCCCGGCCAACAUUUUGCAACAAUUGAGACUGUUUUGGAUGGGAGCAUAUAUCGAGGAGUAGAAGCUGGGAUAAGUGUUCAUAAUUUAACACUACAAAAUAACCAAUAUAGUAAAAGUCAAAUUUGGUUAGAGAACGGACCUCGCGAUCAACUCAACAGCAUACAAGUUGGUUGGGCGGUGCAUCCAAGAUUAUAUGGUGAUAGUUUGGCGCGAUUUACAAUAUAUUGGACUGCAGAUGGCUAUAAAAAAACUGGAUGUUAUAAUAUAAAAUGUCCUGGCUUUAUUCUUGUUACUCGAGAACCCUGGGUUGGAAGUGUAUUUGAUACAUCUUCUAUUUAUGGUAAACAAACAGUUGGUUUUUACGCGAAAAUUAUUCAGGAUGGUUUCACUGGAAACUGGGCACUAAAAGUUUUUGAUAAACUAAUUGGAUACUGGCCCAAAGAGUUAUUUACACAUUUAAACAAAGGAGCUUCUUUGGUACGUUAUGGAGGAAAUACAUUUACAUCUUUGGACGGAAUUAGUCCUCCAAUGGGAAAUGGUCAUUUUCCGCAUAUAAACUUUAAAACAACCUCACAUUUUUUGCAUGUUAAAGUUUGGAAUUUGAAAUAUCAAUCCGUUGAUAUUGAAGAUAGAAAAUUAAGACAAUAUUCAGAUUCUUACAAAUGCUAUAGACUAAUGUACUGGGGCUAUGUAAAGUCGAUUGGGGUAUCUUUUUCUUUUGGAGGACCAGGUGGAAAUUGUGGUACUUGAUGAUUAAUGAAUUAAAAUAUGUAUCGACCAUUUGGAAGAGAAAUAAAAGUUGACUAAUUAUACUA
Messenger RNA from Capsella rubella, 1104 nucleotides. RefSeq lists its product as uncharacterized. The transcript has 7 exons. The record is from RefSeq and is a predicted model, not a curated record. Bases 8 to 1039 code for a protein of 343 amino acids. Lineage: Eukaryota; Viridiplantae; Streptophyta; Magnoliopsida; Brassicales; Brassicaceae.